UGACAAUCUAUCGUGGUGGAACAAAGUCAAGUGAAAAGAGAGGAUUUCACUAUCACUCUCUCAGCACUUUCAUAUACACAUUCCUGGCUAAGGAAUUUUGCAAAAAAAAUCAUUGUCAAAUGCUGAUUGAGAAAAUACAAAUCAGUGUAUAAAAUUUGUUUUCCUUACAUUGACUUUUUGGGUGUCUGUCAACCGUGAAAAUCGUCUGACACUUAGGCUAAGAGAGUGUCCACAAAAAGUGGAAGUGCUGGAAAGGUGUUUUUCAUUGGAGAGAAGACGAAAAAACGCAAUUGUAAUAAAGGAAAUUGCCUCAUUCGGUGGCACCAAGGGUCAUUUUCCUGCAUUUAGUGCGUGUGAUGGAAUUGAGGGCGAUUAACAAUAUAAGUUCGUCACUCCCGCAGGAGGGAAAACAUUAGGCAGAAUACACGACAUAGUGUUUGGGAACAAGGAAAAAUCAAUAUCUGGAAGUUCCAGUGUAGUUACGUAUGUUGUCUGCGCUCGUAUUGGUACGUCUCCACUUCGCAGCUCACCGCAAAAUACGUGCAAAGUGAACGUGAAAUCUAAAGUCACACGACGAAUAUCUUAUCGUUGAAACUGAUAAGAGGAGUGGUGAAUGUAAAGAGUUAGUCUUGAACAAUACACCGCUGGUAUUUCACCAAGUUUCAGUUCCUUGGUCACAUGGAGAAGCUCCGUGUUGAGUGCGAAAAGUGCCAUUGUUCUAGCAACAUCUACAUAUAAUUUCAAGGCCAUUAUAAAGGAUAUCAAUAUGCUUUCAGUGUCUGAUAGGAUAAAAUUGUGGUCUAAUAAGAAAACGCUGAUAUCGGCGGCGCCGAGUCUAGACACUGCAAACAAAUCGAAUGGCUCAAAGUCCUCUAACGACAAGGGGGAGAAUGACGAGGGAUCAAAUGCCACCAAAAGGAGUUUAGUGCAGUUGCGUCGCGAUGGACCGCUCAAUCAGUGCAUCAAUGAGUUGUCGUCAAGAAAGUGCUUCAGUGAAGUGCCACAGGAAGUGCGUGAUGGCCAAGAGAGUGUGGCAAGUCCCACUAAAUCGCGUAGGAAUAGUCAGAAUGAUGCACUUCCUGCCACACCCUCACACUUUGUCACUGUUAUCGAGGUGAAGGAGACAAAGCCAAUCGAUUCAGUGUCAUCUGCUCCCGUGGCGACAGCCGAGGAAGAUUGCGAUGAUAUCGCUGAGGAGACGGCAGUUGUGACGAGAGAGAGUUCGGGUGGUGAUGAGUUGAGCAGCAGGAGCUCCUUCCUAGGUGACGGAAGGAGUGUGGACGCUGGCGAGGGGACCUUCUUGGACAAGAAGUUCAAACCGACGCUGCCGCCUGGAUUACCGCAGGAUGUGAAGAAGAAAGUUCCGCCUCGACCACCUCCGAAAUUUAUUCGCCGAGCGGCCCCAGUUGAUCCACCCACAGUGCCAGGAACUGCUUCGGUGGUCGCGAGAAAGAGUGCAGACUCAGACAGUCCAUCUAGUUCCCUGGAGCGGAAUAUCAAGCCAUCGGACAUUCAGCGGCAAAAAUCAUCAGAUUCGGUGGAUGUAAAGCUGGCAAAGGUAGAUGGCAGGAAGAUUAAGUCAGAAAAUUACGAGAAAACCCGCCUUGCGUCUGAGUCGAUCAGAAGUAGCAGCUCGCAGAGUCCCACUGGAUCUCUGAACACACAAGCUGCACAUGUGACAACAACCGCAUCGAGUGGCGGCUCACCGACUGGGAGUCUUGAAAAAGUGCCGGAAAAUCGGACGACCGACAGUCCCACUGGGAGUCUGGAGAAGAUCAAUGCCCGAGCUAAUGAUAAUCAACAGAAUGUCGGCUCCAAGGAAUCCCUGGCGUCACAGGGGGCAAUUUCCGAAAGGAUAAAGAGCUACGAGUCCAUUUCGUCACUGAGUUCGGAUAGCAUGAAGGCCGGUGGGCCGUUGCUGGACAAUGAGCCAUAUUAUGACACUGUGCCGAUGGACAAUGGUGACGGUGACUAUGUGUACAUCCAAUCGGGCGGCGGUGGGACGACGGACAGUGGUGGCAAGGGUGCUGGCUCAACAUCAAGCAGAGAUGAUAUCUCAACGGCGGGUAGCACGCUGCCGAUGCCGGCAUAUCCGCGAAGUCAGAACAGUAGUCAGGCGAGUGUUCAUGUUGAGCCAGAAUCUCCGGGCAAGAGUUCCAACUACGUCAACAUAAACUACUUCCUAAUGCAGAACCACGAGACGCGCAGUAGCUCCAUCGACAGUGACGAGGAGGGUGAUCAGCCACCACUCAUGCGUGCAAUAUCGCACGAUGAUAAUCCAAAUACGCCGGGAGCAUUUAGAAAAUUGCAGUCUGGGGCCAAUAGGAACACAACAGUUCGCCAAAUAAUUUCCAGUAUUAUAACAAGUGAGACAUUCUAUGUGGAGUGCUUGGGCAAGAUGAUGCAGUAUAUGAAGGCGAUAAAGGCCACAUUGACCACUUCUCAGCCUGUGAUAAGUGACGAAGAGUUUCAGACGAUGUUCUUCAAGAUUGAAGAACUGCAUGCCGUUCACACGGAUUUUCUGGCUGAGUUGCGCGCGAAGGCGGCACAGCAGGAGGAUGAUAUUUGCAUUGGUGAUACCUUUAAGAAGAUGGCCGGCUACAUAAAUCUUUACGGGGCAUUUCUGCACAAUUAUGGUCGAGCAAUUGACACUGUGAAGAAGUGUGGACAUAAUAAUACGCAGUUCAAGGAGAUUGUCUCACGGAUUGUGCUCAAUUCGAAAAAUGAACAGUCUUUGCCACUGGAGGAUUUGCUGCACAAGCCGGUGGCGCGUGUGCAGAAGAAUGCACUGGUGUUGGAGGACUUGCUCAAUCAGACACCGCCGACACAUGUUGAUCAUCCGCCACUGAAACAGGCGCAGCAUGUCAUUCGCAAUCUACUCUCUGAGUUUAAUGUUAUUCAGACGAAGAGACUGUUGUCGGACGACAAAACCUUAAGGCGUUUUGUGAAGCACUCGACGAUCGUGGAAUUGGUGGAUGCACACCGGAAAGUACGUCACUUAUUCCUGUUCAACGACGUGAUUACAUGUGCCAAAGCUAUCAAAGCUCAGCGGCAGACGAGCUUUGAGUUCGAGGUGAAGUGGUACAUUCUCUUGAAGGACAUUUGUGUAUUGCGGGAGUCACAAUGUGAUCACAAAGAGGUGAAUCCGGUUAACAUUUUGCAAUUGAAAUCGCAAGCGUGUACUGUGCGUGAUCUAAUACAAAUGGAGAAGCAUGACGAGAAAAUGAGAGGAAAGGGUAAUGCAUCAAAAGUCAGUGAUAAGCAUAAGAAGAAACUGGCGGAUCUGGAGAAGCAAUUGUUCUUGGCCUCACCGAAUUUGGUGUUUAGACUGAGCAAUAGAGCCACCAACAAGACGAUGGUCUUUUUUCUGAGCUCAGACUUUGAGCGAACACAGUGGAUUGAGUCAAUUCUCACGCUGCAAGAGUCGUGCAAUCUGCCAGGUGUGCAGCCAAUGGUGAAUAUUGAUGAAAUUCAGAUGAGCAUUGCGGCAUGCCAGACAAUCCUGCAGAGCGAAGCGGGAUCGCCGUAUUCCAUGCUGAGGAAUAACGAUGACAGUCUUCUGUUUGGGGAUCUUCACCUGACCAUUCAGGGAUUGACAGGACUGAAUCAUGCCUCUGACCUUUUCAUUUGUGUAGAAAUUGACUCGUACAGCCACUAUUUUCGUAAAGCAAAGACUAAACUCAUCUGUCGUAGCUCAAGUCCACUUUGGAAUGAGUCAUUUGUAAUGGAACUUGAAGGAAGUCAAAAUGUCCGAUUUCUCCUCUAUGAGGAUCACGAACAGCAAGCGAGACUGUUGGCGCAUCACGUACUCCCGCUAAACCGAUUGUGGCUUCAAGAUGUACCAACUAACAAAACCCUCCAUUUGUCUGAAUCCAUAACACUCAAUACCACCAUUAAAUUCCUCCCCGACGAGGGAUCGCAUAGGCGAGUGCCAACCUCAAAGCCAGGCGCGCUCUUUGGCUCGAAGAUGCUUCAAGUCGUGAAGAGAGAAAAGCGCAAUACACCCUUUAUCAUCAGUGCCUGCAUACGUGAAGUGGAGCGACGUGGCAUGGCUGAGGUGGGCAUUUAUCGUGUCAGUGGAUCAGCGUCUGACUUGACGAAGCUCAAGAAGUCGUUUGAAACAAAUCCAUAUGAAGCGGAACAGCUUCUCAAGGAGGUGGACAUUCAUUCCGUGACAGGAAUUCUCAAAUCAUAUCUGAGGGAACUUCCUGAGGCGCUCUUCACUGAUCAAUACUAUCCAAAACUUUCAGAGACGUACAAUAAGUACAGUAACUUCAAUGAGGCGGAGAGGAGUAAAGAACUACUAACAAUCUUCAGUGAGCUUCCGCCACCAAAUAAGGAUACAAUUAACUUCAUCCUGGAUCAUUUGAUAAGAGUGCAUCAGCAGGAGGCGGAGAAUAAAAUGUCUCUGCACAACUUGGCGAUGGUCUUCGGUCCGACGCUAUUGCGGCCUGGACCGGCGACGGGCAAGCAGAGGGACGGCUUGGAGACGAGCACAGUGGGCGUUAUGGCACAGGCGGGCAUCCUGUACAGCUUCCUCCAAGCACGCCUCAAGUGAUCAAUCCACAUUCAAGCAUAUUCUCAAUGAUUUUUAUGCCUUUUUGUAUACAAUGUUUUAUAUAUUGGAGAAUAUAUUUAUUUUACCUGUAGAUUUUAGGCAUAAGUUUUCUCAUUACGAUUAGAAUUCAUCGAAUUAUUUAUAAGGAUAAGCGUGAGAGGAGAUUUUUCGUGCACUGUUUGUCAUCGAGUCUUCAAUUUCAGAAACAUCAGUUUAACAUACUAAAUAUCAUAUAACCUUAGAAAUGAUGAGCAUUCAAGACAGAGGGAAUCAUAAUUUUAUCUUAGACGCAAAGUAUUUAUUUUAAGCAAGAAAUCUUCCUAAUUCCAACUGAUCUUUCUCAUUUCUGUAAUUAUCCACGAAUGUUGAAACAAAUGUGUUUUGUAGAAAAAAGACUUUCUUCGACUUGUAAUUUUAGUUUGGAUGAGGCCACAAAAAACACCUCAAAGAAUAAAUCCAUCAAAUGGACACGAGCGAGAUGUUAAAGACACAAGACUUUAUAUUACCGCAGCCUCGUCCAAAGAAAGGGAAAUAUCACGAAAAGAAUUGAAAAAGGAAACUGAAAAGAAAAAAAACCUACAUCUAGUCACGGAUUUACACAUGUUGAUUUUUUAUGUAACCUUUUUUCAUAAAAUUUCAUUAUAUUGAAGGCAAAAUCACACAAGUAAAGGGUAGAAAUAUAGAAGAUAUUGUAAUGUUAGACAAGCAUGAAUGACUAAUAAUAAUUACUACUCACUGAAUAGUAAUAUAGUAAAUAUCAUUACAUUUAUAGAGUUAUUUUUGGCAAUUUCGGCAAAAUUGAACAUCGUAGAACAAUAUUGUGCAAAACAGUUACUAAAUCUUUAAUAAAUGAACAAGAGUAUUUUGCAAAUUCAGA
Messenger RNA from Phlebotomus argentipes, 5435 nucleotides. It is a transcript of the gene RhoGAP1A, whose product is annotated as active breakpoint cluster region-related protein. The record is from RefSeq and is a predicted model, not a curated record. Gene Ontology annotation, cellular component: membrane. Gene Ontology annotation, biological process: positive regulation of GTPase activity; intracellular signal transduction. Gene Ontology annotation, molecular function: GTPase activator activity; guanyl-nucleotide exchange factor activity. The transcript has 9 exons. The coding region runs from base 767 to 4558 and encodes 1263 amino acids. Lineage: Eukaryota; Metazoa; Arthropoda; Insecta; Diptera; Psychodidae.